Fraxinus pennsylvanica is the source of this 2070-nucleotide messenger RNA. Lineage: Eukaryota; Viridiplantae; Streptophyta; Magnoliopsida; Lamiales; Oleaceae. The record is from the annotation of a GenBank genome assembly.
AUGCAACUCCUGCACAAUAAGACUGUCAUCUAUGUUACUCAUCAGUUAGAGUUUUUGGAUGCUUCUGACCUUGUUUUGGUGAUGAAAGAUGGCAGAAUUGUUCAAUCAGGGAAAUAUAAAGAUUUGAUUGCAAUGCCUGAUGGUGAACUCAUCAGACAAAUAUCUGCUCAUAAGAAAUCUCUGGAUCAAGUGAACACUCCAAAAAUGUGUAUCAGCUUAGCUGAGAAGAAACAUGAUUGUAAUGAAAUCGAAGUAACUGAAGAUAAAAUUGAAGAACUUACUGGCUUUAACCAGGUUGCAGGCAGGACUUGGCAAGAAGAAACAGAAACGGGUCGUGUGAAAUGGCAUGUGUACUCCACUUUUAUUAUAUCUGCAUAUAAAGGAGCCCUUGUUCCACUUAUCCUUCUGUGCCAGGUUCUCUUCCAGGGGCUGCAAAUGGCAAGCAAUUACUGGAUGGCCUGGGGAACAGAAGAAGGAAGGGUUACAAGAGAGCAUUUGAUUGGAAUAUUUUCUUUACUUUCUGGCGGAAGCUCCUUUUUUAUUUUGGGAAGAGCAGUUCUUUUGUCUAGCAUUGCCAUUAAAACGUCUCAGCACCUUUUUCUUCAAAUGAUAACAUCUAUUUUCCGGGCACCAUUAUCAUUCUUUGACACUACACCUUCAAGCAGAAUUCUCAACAGGUCUUCAACAGAUCAAAGUGUAGUGGAUACAGAUAUUCCAUACAGGUUAGCCGGAUUAGUAUUUGCGCUUAUUCAGCUGUUCAGCAUUGUGGUGCUCAUGUCCAAAGUCGCCUGGCCGAUCUUUUAUAUCUUCGUCGUUGUCUUUGCCAUCUCCACUUGGUAUCAGACGUACUACAUUACCACUGCGAGAGAAUUAGCUAGGAUGGUUCCAACUCAACGGGCUCCAAUUCUCCAUCACUUUUCAGAAUCAAUCCUUGGAUCAGCAACAAUUCGUUGUUUCAAUCAGGAAGAUCGCUUUUCAAAGAAGAAUUUAAACCUCGUUGAUGACUAUUCUCGUGUUUCCUUUUACAACUCUGGCACAAUGGAAUGGCUCUGUGUUCGGAUCAACUUUCUAUUCAACCUCGUCUUCUUUCUUCUUCUGAUCAUCUUGGUCAACCUUCCAAGGUCAGCCAUUGAUCCCAGCCUGGCAGGACUAGCAGCUACCUAUGGUUUGAAUUUAAAUGUUCUCCAAGCAUGGGUUAUAUGGAACCUUUGCAAUGUAGAGAACAAAAUGAUCUCUGUGGAAAGAAUUCUGCAGUUCACUGCAAUACCCAGUGAAGCUCCACUAGUUCUUGACAAUUGCAGACCAGAAACUGAUUGGCCGUUCAAUGGAAAAGUUGAAAUCGAAAAUCUCCAUGUGCAAUACAGGCCUACUCUUCCUAGAGUUCUCAAAGGGAUCACGUGCACCUUUCCAGGUGAAAAGAAAAUCGGUGUUGUGGGACGAACUGGAAGUGGAAAAUCUACCCUGAUCCAAGCUCUCUUCCGGGUUGUGGAGACCUCAGAAGGACGCAUAAUGAUUGACGGAAUAGAUAUCUCGAAGAUAGGUUUACAGGAUUUGCGGUCGAGAUUAAGUAUCAUCCCACAGGAUCCAGUUUUGUUCCAAGGAACCGUGAGGACAAAUCUUGAUCCUCUGCAGGAGCACUCAGACCAAGAUAUUUGGAAGGUUUUGCACAAAUGUCAUAUUGCUGAUGAUGUAAAGCAAGAUCAAAGGCUUCUAGACGCACCUGUUGCUGAAGAUGGAGAAAACUGGAGUGUAGGGCAAAGGCAGCUUGUAUGUCUGGCAAGGGUGCUGCUUCAGAAGAGAAAGAUAUUGGUCCUGGACGAGGCUACUGCUUCAGUAGACACAGCAACUGAUAAUCUGAUCCAGAAAACAAUAAGAGAAGAAACAAACAGAUGCACAGUUAUAACAGUAGCUCAUCGCAUACCCACUGUGAUUGAUAACGAUCUCGUUCUGGUUCUUGGAGAAGGGAAGGUUUUAGAGUAUGACUCUCCAGCUCAGCUGCUAGCAGAUAGUCCUUCUGCAUUUUCAAGUUUGGUAAUGGAAUACGUGGGAAGAUCAAAAGGCAAACGAUAA